Jatropha curcas is the source of this 2338-nucleotide messenger RNA. The record is from RefSeq and is a predicted model, not a curated record. Lineage: Eukaryota; Viridiplantae; Streptophyta; Magnoliopsida; Malpighiales; Euphorbiaceae.
GUAUGUUCAUUCAUUGCACUGUUUUGUGUUUUUUUUUACAUACAAAGAAAUGCGCUUUACUUUAGUGGGGCUUUGGGUAUCUGUAUAGAUUGUGCUUUGGGUUCUUAGUAAUCUAGUUCUCACUGCUCUGUUUCUGGUUUAAGUGCUUUGGUUCUUUGGGGGGUUUUUUCUAGCGCUUUGUUAACUCUUUGGAGGCUGCUUACACUUACAGGGUUGAUUUCUUGCUUUCUUUCAGCUGCGCAAAGUUGGAUCAGAGGGGUUGUGGGAGAUGUGAUUUUCCCUGUUAAUUGAAUGGGAAGGAUGGCUUCUGGUGAAAGUAAACGAAAAUAAAAGGAGGAAUUGCCAAUCAUUAGACGUUAAUUAUAUAACAACCAUUGAACAUGAGCUUACAUGUGAUUCAUAGCUAGUGUUUGGAUUCCUGGUGGUCCUCCUUCUUCAAAUACAAGUUACUGCUCAAUAGAAGGAUUCUCAUAAGUUUAACACAAGCCAAGGAUUGAAAAGCAAGAGUUUCUUGGAUCGAAUGGUGCUCAAAAAACGGCUUGGAAGUCUUCUUUUACUUCUAGUUGGCAUGUUCAGCGAUGCAAUAGGUGCAUUUGUAGGAAUAAACAUUGGAACUGAUGUUUCCAACCUGCCACCAGCUUCAGAUAUUGUUGCUAUUCUAAAGGCCAAUCAAAUUACUCAUGUGCGCCUCUUUGAUGCUGAUGCUCACAUGUUGAAAGCCCUUGCAAACAGUGGGAUUGAAGUGAUGGUUGGUGUCACAAAUGAGGAAGUCCUGGGUAUUGGAGAAUCUCCAGCCACAGCUGCAGCAUGGGUUAAUAAAAAUGUUAAUUCUUACUUGCCUGCGACUAACAUUACAGCCAUUGCAGUUGGCAGUGAGGUUCUUACCUCAAUUCCCAAUGCUGCCCCUGUUCUGGUUCCUGCCAUGAAUUACCUUCAUAAAGCUCUGGUUGCUUCAAAUUUGAAUUUUCAAGUCAAGGUUUCAACUCCCCAGUCCAUGGAUGUUAUCCCUAGGCCUUUCCCCCCGUCAACUGCUACUUUUAACUCUUCGUGGAAUUCUACAAUUUACCAGCUCCUUCAGUUUUUGAAGAACACCAAUUCAUAUUAUAUGUUAAAUGCAUAUCCUUAUUAUGGAUACACUACUGGAAAUGGCAUUUUCCCAAUUGAUUAUGCUCUUUUCCGACCUCUUCCUUCUGUCAAGCAGAUUGUUGACCCCAACACUCUUUCUCAUUAUGACAGCAUGUUUGAUGCAAUGGUGGAUGCUACCUAUUAUGCUAUAGAUGCUUUCAAUGCUUCUGGGAUCCCUAUUGUUGUUACAGAGACUGGCUGGCCUUGGCUUGGUGGAGCCAAUGAACCUGAUGCCACUGUUGAUAAUGCUGAGAACUUCAAUAAUAAUUUGAUCCGGCGUGUUCUCAAUGAUUCAGGCCCACCUAGUCAGCCAACCAUACCCAUUAAUACAUAUAUCUAUGAAUUGUUCAAUGAAGAUAAGAGGCCAGGGCCUGUGUCAGAGAAAAACUGGGGCAUAUUUUUCACCAAUGGCACAUCAGUCUAUACUUUUAGAUUGAGUACUUCCAAUCGACUUACUGGAAAUUCUUCUGCUGUCUUCUGUGUUGCUAAACAAAAUGCAGAUCCUGCAAAGUUGAAAGAAGGGCUGAACUGGGCUUGUGGGCAAGGUGGGGCUAACUGCACUCCCAUCCAACAAGGGCAUCCAUGUUUUGCUCCUGAUACUUACCAGAACCAUGCCUCUUAUGCGUAUAAUGAUUAUUAUCAAAAAAUGCGUGGUGCUGGCGGAACAUGUGAUUUUGAUGGUACUGCCACAACAACUACAAUUGAUCCCAGUUACGGAUCCUGCACCUUUACAGGAAGUUCAAAUUCGAGCACGAGCGGAGGAAUUUUUUCCCCGGUUGCAUUUGGACCUAUAAGUCCUCAAGGAGAGAGUGCAGGUGUGACUUUCCAAGCUUCUAAAGUUAAGUCUCUUCUAUCAGCAGCAUUUCUAGCUCUAAUCCUGCUUUGACUUGCAACUUCCAUUCAUUUUUGCAAUCAUGUUAGGGGAUUCAACAAGUGCAGAAGAUUAGUAGCUGAAUUGAAGAUGGUUAAAAUGUUAAUUAGUUAUUAUUCCAUUAAAGAAUAGGAAAUUGUUUAAAUAUUUGCCUUCCUGUGUCGUCAUCAUCUUUUUUUUUUUUUAAUGAUUCAUGUCUUUUGUUGGCCAUUUUUCUAGUCCCUUAUCUUUCACCUCAGCAUUUUUGUAUUGUGGGGUGUGGUCUUUCAGCUUCAGUCUCUAUAAAUUUUUAUCCAGAGUUUGAUUUUUUAUGACAAUGAAAUUGAAUUGAUUAGGCCUUAA